Molecule: messenger RNA, 1444 nt
Organism: Myzus persicae (green peach aphid)
Lineage: Eukaryota; Metazoa; Arthropoda; Insecta; Hemiptera; Aphididae
Exons: 6
Coding region: 1038-1388 (116 amino acids)
Source: RefSeq, a predicted model, not a curated record
CGCUGUUGUCUGAUUGACGUUCCUUCAGAUUGUUAAUAAUUGUAUUGCAUCAACCGUAUACUCUUGUUUUUAUUGUUUAAAUUGUUUUAAAUUGUAAUACAAUGAGUGAUAGUGAUUCUUCAACCGAAGUCGAUCCGGUUGCAGAUUUAGAAGAACCAAUUUUACCACGGCCAAAUUAUCAAAAAUAUUUUAAAGUAUUAAGAGUCAUUGAGGUUAAUUUUUUUACAAGAAGCUGAAAGUGAAGUGCUCAAGUUGUGUCGAUACAAAGUGUUACAAGGUGGAUUCAGGUUCAAACUCUAAUAGGUAUAAGAAAACAUUUAAGCACACAACAUUCAACUAUAUUAAAGAAAAUUAAUCACAUUGAUAAUGCAGCGAACAAAAACAUUUUAAAGAGACGCAAUGAUGGAUCAUUGAAGCAUAAUGCUGGAAGUUCUUUAAAACAAUCAGAUAAAUUAACUAGUUUUAGAAGAUUUUUUGAACAACAAAAAAUUAACUAGUCAAAUUGCAGCAUUAACAAAAGUAGUUGAUAUUUUACAUGACUACAUGAUUAUAUACUGAUACAUUGCUAGUGAACGAUACGGUUGUUAAUGAUUUAGAAGAAAUCGAAGCAUUCAACUUGAACAUUCUAAAUGAUGAAGACCAUGAUUUGCCAUAUGUAUUACCAAAACACCAUCGAUGUUGUGUACACACAAUAAAUUUAUUAGCAACAAUGAUAAUAAAACAUUUAUUUAAGUAGAUAACCUAAUAUAGUUAAAUUAUAAAAUACUAAAAAUAUUUUUAUCAAAAAGAAUAUAUUUUAAGACUCUAAAAAAGCUUUGUCUAAUCUUGCAUACAAAAAACAGUCAAGAAGCACUUUUCCCAAGUCUACCGCUUUGUGGAAUAAACAAGGUCGCUCAACUAAGUCAGCUGAUUUAUUAAAACAAAAUUUUGGUGUUUAUUUAAUUACACCCAACGAGACAAGUUGGAAUUCACUGUAUGAUGCAGUGAGGCUACUUAAUAAAUAAAUUAAAAAUAAUGAACUUAAGUUAAGAAUAAUAAUGGACAAAUUGUUUUUUGGCAAAUUUAAUAGAAGUGAUAUUUAUUUCAUGUGUCAAUAUCAAACAAUUAUGGGGCCAAUUUCAAUAAGCUUGGAUUUACUCCAGGGUGAUACUAACAUGUACUUUGGUCAUCUCCUACCUACAAUUGAAGAAUUAAUUUAUGAGUAUGAAUUAAAGACAAGUGAUCAAACAGUUUCUAAUUAUUUGAAACCUCUAGUCACUGCCAUACUUAAUGGUAUGAAAACAAGGUUUGCCGAUUAUUUUGUAGACAAAUUUUUAUUUACUGCUGCAGUCUGCCACCCACUAUUUAAAAAAGCAUGGAUUAAAAAUAAUUGGCCCCAGAAUAUUUAAAAAGUGACUGUUAUGACUUACAUACCAGCAAUAGAUAAUUGCAAUAAUGAUGUAGA